AUGGCGACGACCGCCUCCGAUAUGGCCCCACAGCGGCUCGAACCCUUUGAUGGUCUCAGGCGAGCGCGCAGGGGUGUUCUGCCUGGCGGUCAGCGCAGCGUCGAGGUCCAUAGGGGUCGCGACGAUAGCCCCGAUGGUCUGGAUCAGACCUCGCAGACCUCGCAGACCUCGCAGAGCCCGGCUAGCGCCCGCCACCGCCAUCACCCUCUCCCUCACCAGACUUUUUCAGACCAAGCUCCCUCCUUUCCUCACGUUCCUCGUCCGUCAACCUUUCCCUCGCCCUCCCCGAUCCCUGCAGUGCGACCUGAGCCGAACGGUUCUCCCGCUGGGUCCUCGCGGACGUACCCUCGGAGUGUCAACAACGCCAACAGCCAGGCGCUGGCUGGCCCGUCCUGGCCGUCCUCGGGCAACUUAACAGAUCUGGGCGGCCAGAACCGUCCCAGACCUUCCUUACUACCCUCGAUCACUUCGCCUCGCAAGCGCUACCACUCGUUCAACAAACACGCUCCUUCUAAGACCUCGAUCAAAUCACACUCUCGAUCACACUCCCUCUCGGCUCCCUUCUCUCGUUCCUUCCUCCCCGACGACAGCGCUGCCUUACCGCCUAGCGAUAUCUUCCCUCCUCCCAACUUCGCCUCUCACAGGGAGGCUGUUCCAGCUCCGAAGUCCAGGAGGUCAACUUCGGGCCAAGCUUCAGCACCCUUCUCUGUUGACUUCUUCGCGGACGAGAAGUUUCUUACCCUUCCUCCUCUUCCACCGAAUCCGUCACCCACCCCAGCUCCCCGACUCCUCCGCAGCUUUCGCAGCCGCAUCCCCCUACCCGUCAACCCCUUUCGCGGUCUAGCUGGAGCGCCUGGCCCAAUCGAUGAGGCUGAGGCGUCAACGUAUCCCCUGCCACUUGUCGCCAAGAUGGUCAACGGCGCGCGUGAGGCGGCCCUGGGGACGGCGCUGCGUGACGGCUCAGACCCGACGUCAACUCUGGAAGAAUACGCCUGGCGCUCGCUCAUCGCCAGAGUUCGAGUUCGCGACUACUGCGAGGGAGCGACCUUCGCCGUCUGUGCAUCGUCUGUGAACCAUGUACGAGUGGCUAUCACUCACACGCCAACUCGACUUUUGUUCCCAUACGACCUCGCGGCCGACGCGCCCUCGGGUGCGCACACCCCGCCAAUCCACACCGCCUCCAACCUGAACGCCAUUACUCGCAAGCAGGUUGUUGAUGUCAUUGUUCGCCUCGUGCGAGAGCGAGCUCCGAUCGAGGCCCGAGUGCUGGAGAUCGUGCUCGAAUAUAUUGGCCACAAGUGGCACUCCAGCGAAGGCGAUGUGGACAUUGUGUCGAAGAAACUUUUCGAGAUUGUGUCUGACGUUGAAGCCAACGAGCCAAGCAAGUGCGCCGGCGCUGUUGGCACCAUUCAGCGCCUUCGCUUCCAACUCGGCCUCGUCUCUGCAGCUCAGCUCGCUUCUCGCCUCAACUCCCUUCCAGCCUUCAUCCGCGACAGCACCGAUCUCGAUGCGAACCAGCUGAUCCACGCAUGGGCUGUUCGACGGUUGAACACUUCUCAGCUUCCGCAGUUUGUCGCGGACGCGCUGUUCAGUAUCCGCGAAACACUCAGUCAUGCGUCCCACCGUGAAGCCGUUGGAGGCGUUCUCAAAUCCCUAGGUCUUGAUGGGCGCCGGCUGUCUGGCAAGGAGUCCCCGCCUCGCGGCCGCAACCGAGUCACUUCACGCUCGUUUCAGACGUCGCCUCGCAUCUCACCAACGAAACGCAGAACGAUGCCGUUCCCCCAUUGGUUACCUCGUAACAGCACUCGCUUCAAUAACGGCGAGGAGCGCCGUCCUUCAUUACCGACGCUUCUUACACCCGCCGAGCCAGCCAACAUCUCCUGGCCCCUUCCAAUGCAUGGGCAAGAGGCCGGCGUGCCACGUUCGUCACCCGAUGGCUCUCCAUGCGGCACUCCGACCCCAACUGCAGGUGCUAGCCAAGCGGCGAACAGCCAGUUAGCUCUGUUGGAUCCGUACAGCGUGCGCAUUGCCGUGGUGGACCAGAUCCUGGAGCUGCGAUAUCGCCUUGGAGCCGACGCUGACGGCUGGUUCCUCGGCACAGGCCAGGACAAGGCAGCCGAAAUCGUGAACCACUUCCAUGGCUGCGAAGAGUUACGCGACACCAUUGUCGAGCUUCGUCGCACUUUCCUGCUCCCAGAUCCUGCUGUGAGCAACAAGUUAGGUUUAACUAUCGUGCCUCUCCGCCCCAGAGUCGACACGCUGUCGGUCGAGCGUCCCAGGAUCGGGCUUCAUGUCACGACGCCGAGCUUGGACACCGUCCCUGUGAUCCAUGAGCGUGACGUCUCAUUCGACCUCGAUCAGUACAUGGCCGACAUCUCCCACGACCCAGACGCCUCGGGCUCCACACUGAAGGCCGAAGAGGAGUUGGUGGCUGCGAGCGAGGAGGACGGUGCUGCGCCGUUGGAGUCGCCCGGUCUUCUCGUAGGGCCGGGUCCCGAGACGCGCUCGUCGGUGUCCUCCGAGGUGUCACACUUCUCGUUCGCGUCCAGUUCGAGCGCCCUCUCUGGUGGACGCCGCGGCUCAACCAUCUCCGACUUUGUCAUCUGCGAGGCUGUCCGAGUGGCCAUUGGUCACGGGUCACCAUCCCAGGCAACCUCAGGCCCAAUCACCAACGACCACACCAGUCCCAAGACUGUCCCUCGUCACUCCAAGUCACUUUCCAUGCUCUCAGACCCCGACAUGUACACCAGAGUCCCGGAGCUUCGUUCCCGUCGGAGCCCUCACCGUCACCAUGUCGCCAUGCCUUCCCUUUCCGCACCUCUUGGCACCACUGAGUUUGACCUGGAAUCUGCGGGCAAGCCCGUUCCCGGCACCACCCAGGAGUGCAGCUCGGUGCCACUCAUCUCUCCCAUCCCCAAAGCGUCUCCACCUGAAGUCGACUUCUCUAUCUCGCCAGUCAUCUCACCAGUCACGUCUCCCGUGGUGACGGCCCGUCCGUCGAAGGAGUUCCAGGCUGUCAUCUCAACGCCGCCUUCGCCUCCCCCUGACAUCGAAUCAUCCGCGGCAGCUCGCGAGCGAUCGUACCAGAGGUUGUCGACAUCUCCCAUCGACCGAGCCGGCUCCCGCACUCCUACCGUUGCUAGUCCGGAAGGUCGCUCCCGCCGGCACCGCCAAAUGGUCAUCGUGGACGGCGAACCCAUCAGCCCUGGUUCUACCAAAACGCCUCUCGGAAUGGUCUUGACUUUAUUCUCCCAGCGCAAGAACCUCACGCCCGACGCAGUCGAACAGAUCCUCGGUCAGGCUGUUCAGGUCGAAGAGGAGCGUAUGGUAGCUCAGGGCGAGGAGUUCGAUGCCGAGGCGCGCGUUCGCCUCGCUUGGCUGCUUGAGCAAGUGGCGAACGAAUUGUCGCAGCCAGAGCUCAUCGCUGCAGUCCAACGGGUCCUCUCCCGCCUUUCCAACAGAGAGAUUCCUGUCCGACGUCCGUCUUCGCCUACCUCGUUCUCGACCCGGUCUUCCCCGCCGUCCCCAUGUUCGCCUUUCGCCGUUGAUAAGGGAGAGGCAGGAGAGGCGCGCCGACGCAAAUCUACUCUGCCUCACCAGCACCGCUCUACCGCACCCCCGCCACCUCCUUCCAGCUUCGGCUCUCGGAUGUACGGCCGUCGAGACUUAACAAUCACCGUGCCUCCGCGCGCACGAUCAACGAUUCAGGUGACGAGCUCACCUCCGAGCAGCCCUUCAGUCGAGUCCGCCUCCUGGACCUACAGUCCGUCGCCUGAGAUGACCUCCGACUCGUCGCCUUCCCUGUACAGCAGUAGUUCUCUGUACUCGACGACAAUGUCGACUGCUGUGAGCACGGCUUUCAAUAUGACGGCGUCCAGCGAAGAGUCGUUCUCCACUUCACCCGUCUCCUUGCGCGGACCGCCGAGCAGCAAGCCACCGAUGGUCCGCUUCCCCAACUACACGCGCGGAAUGGGCACGCCGCUGCAACGUCAAAAGAGCGGCGCGACGUACUCUGCGCUGUCCGGUAAGCAGAGGGUGUCUCUCGUAUCCUCGCCGAACUCGUCUCCCCUUCUGCCAUGCACCCCGGACCAGUUCUCCGGUUCGUUCGAGUCACUUGAGUCGGCGAAGGGGAUCCGUCGCUCGCCCCUCCGACCUCAGCCGCCGAAGGUGUCCCCACCGAUUCCGCUUACCGACGUCCACGCACUGUGA
This is a messenger RNA of Trichosporon asahii var. asahii CBS 2479, 4209 nucleotides long. RefSeq lists its product as uncharacterized. The record is from RefSeq and is a predicted model, not a curated record. Lineage: Eukaryota; Fungi; Basidiomycota; Tremellomycetes; Trichosporonales; Trichosporonaceae. Bases 1 to 4209 code for a protein of 1402 amino acids. The transcript is spliced from 4 exons.